Messenger RNA from Exserohilum turcica Et28A, 2258 nucleotides. RefSeq lists its product as uncharacterized. Bases 115 to 2172 code for a protein of 685 amino acids. Gene Ontology annotation, molecular function: serine-type carboxypeptidase activity. The transcript has 3 exons. Gene Ontology annotation, biological process: proteolysis. Gene Ontology annotation, cellular component: fungal-type vacuole. NCBI's taxonomy places the organism in Eukaryota, Fungi, Ascomycota, Dothideomycetes, Pleosporales, Pleosporaceae. The record is from RefSeq and is a predicted model, not a curated record.
CAUCACCCGGCAGUGCGGAUGCGCGCAUACGUCUGACGGUCUUGCGCAGCCUUCCAGGCCUCUUAUCCUUAUUCCAUGCGAUAGCCUGCCGCUGGAAAGCAGGUUCCCGACAACAUGUUCCGACUACCACACAUAACCCUAGCACUCCCUGUUCUUCAUGCCGGGAUUUCGUUUGCCCAGCAGUAUCCGCUCCCCGUAACCUACGAUGCCGUUAUCAAAUCGCCCGUGGACCCCAGCAUCACCAUUUCCUACAGACAUCCUGACGUCGGUACAUGUGCUACGUCCUCUGACCGGCAGAAGCAGUAUACGGGCUACAUCAAUCUUCCUCCGUCCUCACUAGCACCGGCUCAGCAAGACUACCCCAUCAACACGCUUUUCUGGUUCGUCGAGGCACAGAAUAGCCCAGAGACUGCGCCACUGACAAUAUGGCUGAACGGCGGACCGGGACAGUCUAGCAUGGUUGGUCUCUUUACUGAAGUGGGACCAUGCGAGGUCGUUCAGGGGCCCAAUAGCAGCUAUGUUACACAGCCCAGGCCUUGGAGUUGGGACCGCAGUUCAAACAUGCUCUUCAUCGACCAGCCAACUCAGACUGGCUUCUCCUACGACACGCGCGUGAAUGCGUCGGUGGACUUUAACUCAGAUGACCCUACUGCUUUGGAAAACCGCAAGCCGCCUUCACCCCUUCCGGAUGGUGUACCAGCGUGGCGUUUUAAAAACGGCACCUUUGCCUCUGGACAGACGACGAACACGGAGCAUUUGACUGCCAUUGCCGCAAAGUCAGCCUGGCAUUUCCUCCAAGGCUUCCUCUCUACUUUUCCCCAGUACAACCCCGGGAAGCGCCCCGGCCGCGAUACAGUCGAGUCUGCUGCCAUCCAUCUCUUUGCCGAGAGUUACGGCGGCAUGUACGGUCCUAUUUUUGCCAAUUUUUUCGAAGAGCAGAAUGAGCGACGAAAGGCCGGAACGAUAUCGAGCAGUGCAUUGGAAAUCCAUCUUGGCUCUGUGGGUGUUGUAGAUGGCAUCUUGGAUAUUGUCGUCACAAUCACGUCUGCUCUCGACUUUGCCCACAACAAUACCUAUGGCAUUGAAGGCAUCGACUUUGCCGUACACCAGAGUGCUAUAGCCGCCAUCAAUGCAGAAAACGGUUGCAGGGAUCUCACAGAACAAUGCCGUGUUCUUGCCGCUAAGAAUGAUCCUGACAAUCUCGGUAACGAUGAAAAUACCAACAACCUUUGUGCAGCUGCACUGUAUGCUUGCCAAAUAGGUGCUGGUCCUGCCCUUGGUAUCUUUCGCAGCGCCUUCGAUUGGCGAGUGGAGCCUCAAGUUGGGCCAAGCGCUGCCUACGUCGAAUAUCUCAACGAGGCCAACGUCCUCCAGUCCAUCGGCGCUCCAGUCAAUUUCACCUCGGACACCAGUGCGCCCCUGACUGCCAUGUAUUCUAUUGGAGAUGCUGCCCGUGGAACUCAACUGGCGUCUUUGGCGCGCCUGCUCGAUCGCGGGAUCAAGGUAGCCCUGAUGUAUGGAGAUGCUGAUCUCAUAGGAAACUGGUAUGGGGGCCAGAACGGCUCACUUGAGCUUGCUCGCCUUGUCCCGGGAUACGAUACCGCCUUCCCAGCAGCCGGCUAUGCCGAGAUCAUGGUCAACGAGUCUUAUGUCGGCGGGGCCGUUCGUCAACACGGCAACCUAUCCUUCUCACGAAUCUACGACGCAGGCCACCAGGUCCCUCAGUACCAACCGGAAACCGCAUUUACCGUGUUCAACCGCGUUAUCCAUGGCAAAGACAUCAGCACAGGCCGCAAUGUCGACUUAUCAUCGUUUAGCACAAAAGGACCCAAAACGUCUGAUCAUAUGAAUGUCGUGCCACCCCAACCAGAGACAUUCUGUUGGAUCCGCCAGUCUUCGACCUGUACCGACGAGCAAAAUGCUGCUAUCCGCAAGGGACAGGGCACUGUUCAGGCAGGCAUAUGGACGCCCACAAACGACAAUACCAAACCAGGCGUCGUCGCCCUUCCAGCAAUGCAGGAGACAUCAGGAAGUCCCUCGCUCCAGCCAAACCUCCUCUUCCGCCUCCUGCGCCACGCCGUCCCUGAAACAACGGAAGACGACGGGGACGACAAUAGAAUCCGGAACGGAUUGAUCGGGGGACUUUGUGCGGCUGUUGCUUUGCUGCUGUGAGUAAUACUGCAGCAAGAUCCCUGAACACUCUAGAUUUAUGAUGUUACUUUAUGCUAUAUUUUCUUCCUCCAAACCCCAACAUACAC